This is a messenger RNA of Stylophora pistillata, 1194 nucleotides long. RefSeq lists its product as uncharacterized. NCBI's taxonomy places the organism in Eukaryota, Metazoa, Cnidaria, Anthozoa, Scleractinia, Pocilloporidae. Gene Ontology annotation, biological process: homophilic cell-cell adhesion. Gene Ontology annotation, cellular component: membrane; extracellular region. Gene Ontology annotation, molecular function: protein binding; calcium ion binding. The record is from RefSeq and is a predicted model, not a curated record.
UCGAGCGACACACUUCUUGUAGAAACGUCCGAUUUCUCUUUUUGGAAGUCUGAAACGACAAAUAUUGUAGUCUGAAAGCAUGGAAUGACCUGGCUUUAUUACUGGCGAAAAAUUAGACGAAAAAGUUCGAGUGCCUUCGAUUGAAAUGUCUUCGACCUGACGACGUAUUCCAGUUGACUGUAGCAACGAAAGAAUUUUGCCUCUAAAAUAAUUCUAAUUUGGAUCUUAUUGCAAUCCAUCAAGUCAUUAAGAUCGCAGCUGAUAUCUCUCGAAUCGUCCGUAAAUGGCUCGCUAUCAUCGCGCAGAAAAAUGGCGAGCUGGGUUGGUUUGCUGUUUGCUUUUGUCACUUGCGAAACAAGCUCAAACUUUACCGAACCCCGGCGGUCAAACCUUUCUAGGAUUUAACUACUGGAACAGUCGUUAUUCCUUGGACUAUACGGAUUGGGAUGGUUUCUGGAAUAGUAACUUUGGCGGAAGGAAUAUGUACAAUCGUGACACGGGAGGGAGCUCUUGUGUAGGUUGUACCUGCAGCAACCAAGAAGCCACUUGCACUGGUUCGACCGUAAACAUCAGGUACUAUGGAGUACAAAAAUUAAAUCCUGAAAACCUAGUUGUUGGCACUACAGAAAUUACAAUUUUUGAGUCUGGCUUGAAGUAUGUAAAUGCCACAGCUUUCCACAAUCUGACAGGCCUAAAAAAGCUAAAUUUGGCACAGAAUGAACUAACUGACUUUCCAGACAUAUCCAAGAAUUCUCUCCUGGAAGAACUCAACAACCAAAUCUCUGCUAUAUCAACUGGGGCAUUCUCCAACUUGAUUCACCUUAAAGUUCUUGAGUUACAUGUGAAUCACCUGGAAACCAUUGCAACUAAGGUGUUCUAUCAAAUACCAGAGCUGCUACAUCUUGAUCUUAGAGGGAACAGACUCAAAACUAUUACAGCUGAAGGCUACAGCAGUCCAUUUGAUAGUCUUCCAAAACUAAAAGUGUUAAUUUUAAUGCAACAGCAAAGUUCCUACCAAACAGAACGUGUUAUGUUUAAUGCCUUCAAGGACCUCCCUGCUCUGGAAGAUCUCUUUGUCGCAAACAUCACAACCACUACCAUCCCUUAUAUAUUUGCAUCUGGAAAACAAUAACAUCAACUCAUUGUCAAGUUUUUCUAGUACAGAUUUUUCACCAUUUCUUGAAGACUUACAUG